AUGGGAGCCGAAACUCGGCAGAUGUCCACCAGGAAGCCGGCAUGCAACUUGAAGCUAGUGAUCGAGGAAACGCCGCCUCGUCUAACAGGCGCUGUGAUGACGGCGAAUUUUCUCCUGGCGUGUGAGGACGAGGUCGUGCCAAUUAGCGGCAAAUCUGCACAAAUACGUGCAACCUCAAUGCACCCUACCUCACGAGCCCUCGGUUGGCGUUCGGCAGGGAUGGAUGACGAAAAGCCCUGUUUUCGUCUUUACCGAUCCUUUCUCUGCUGGACACAUGCUGUUCAGCCCGGCGGCGAGCUGGGUCUUUCCAGCUGUGAGUUCGUUCAACCGAGUGACCGAGUGCCGGCCUCCCUGUUGACCGCUAGUGACGGCAUGGCUCAACGGCGAUGGACUGGAAAAUGUCACUUCGACCGACACACGGACGGCCAUCGUUUCGUUUUCCACGACGACGACGACAACGCAUCCACACGGUCCUACGCCACCCCUGGCAAUUCGAGCGGUGGCAAAGCCGGUAUGUCGUUAGAUGGCGGCAAUACCAUGAGGGAUAGGUGGAAAAUUUCGCUGGAUACCUCGCCAUGGUCCUAA
Soboliphyme baturini is the source of this 585-nucleotide messenger RNA. Lineage: Eukaryota; Metazoa; Nematoda; Enoplea; Dioctophymatida; Soboliphymatidae. The record is from the annotation of a GenBank genome assembly.